This is a messenger RNA of Ceratotherium simum simum (southern white rhinoceros), 5069 nucleotides long. Lineage: Eukaryota; Metazoa; Chordata; Mammalia; Perissodactyla; Rhinocerotidae. The record is from RefSeq and is a predicted model, not a curated record.
AUGGCGCUGGGGCUCAGGCUGCCUGUUUUGCACAUUCAGUCAACAGCAGAUGAGCCGACCUCGCCCAAGAAGCCCAAGAGUGUCCCGGAGCCAGAGCCCGGCGAUGUGGAAGGUGGACCCACCUCUCCCCUGCCCUCCGAGUGGACCUCAGUGAGGAUCAGCCCCGGGGAGAACGUGGUUGGGCAGGACAUGAUGGCUGUGUGUGUCCUGGUCACCAGUGACGAGAGCAGCUCUGAUGCCGAGUCGGACUACGGUGGCAGUGAGGCCUCCAGUGUAGAGCCCUGUGGAGAGAGACCCUGGUGGCUGGAACCCCCACCCCUACCGAAGCCCCUCACCCGGCACAGCUCCCUGAAGGAGGCCCUUACUGGGGCAUUCUCUCCACAGGGCCCUGAGGAGCACAGAGCCGUGCACGCCUUUCAGGUGACAGCUCACAACCGGCUCUCACAGGUCUCGAGAGAUCAUUUCAAUCCUUCCACCCCGAUCUUUCUGAGGCGAGCCAGAGCCCCAGGAGCACUCAAGGAAAUCCCCCUGUAUCUGCCUCGUGGCCAAGUGCUGGAGCGGGCAGAGUACUGCCUGGUGAGCCCUAGUGGAGAUGGGCUCCCGAGCACCCCACCACCCAGCCCUGCAGAGAGGGCUUCUGAUGGGUGUCAGGAAGCAGAGGCCCCUCUUGGGGACACCAGAAGCAUCCACAGAGGCCCACACCCCAUUAGAGGGAAGGACAGGUGCUUGCCAGACCAAGAGCUGCCUCCCAGGGCUGGAGAGGACCCAGGAGAAGGGAGCACCAGACCCAGGAGGGGGGAGGAGCAUGGGUCAGAGCCUGCAGAGGGGAAGAAGUUGGGCUUAAAGAAGUUGGUCCUCAGUCAGGAGCAGAAGACCAGGUUGCUGGACUGGAAUGAUUCCAUCCCUGAGGGCUUGCGCCUGGAAGUGGGGACACGACUUUCCCAGAAAACUGCUGAGAAUGGUAGAGGAAGCCGUGUGCUGAAACCAGUCCACCCCUUGCUGCCCCCUCGGGCAGUGAGAGAGACCCUGCCAGCCCACAGAGAGCCUCAGGAGAAGAUGGGAACGCCAGCUGAAUGGACUCCAAGGGAGCGAAGUGUGUCCCCACCCAAGUCCCCUCUGCGGCUCAUAGCAAAUGCCAUCCGAAGGUCCCUGGGGCCCCUCCUUCCCAACUCUGAAGGUGGGAAGAAGGCCUGGGCCAAGCCAGAAUCAAAGACUUUGCCCACUAGCCAGCCACACGCUAGCGCCCGUUCGUUCAGCCUUCAGAAAACUAGCUCCAGUAAAGACUGGGACCAGCAGUCCCCCAAGAGAGACAUGUCCUCGGACCCUAGCCCCCCUGACCCUGCCCUCCGCACCCGCAGUUUGCCCAACCGGCCAUCCAAGAUGUUUCCUGAACUCGCAUCCCCACCCUGCAGCAAAAUGGAAGAUGUCCCUACACUGCUUGAGAAAGUGAGUUUGGAAGAGACCUUCCCAGAUUCUUCUAGCGUUCCAAAGAGAAAAACCUCACUCUUUUCCUCCUUCAGACUUAAAGACAAAUCUUUUGAGAGUUUCCUCCAAGAAUCCAGACAAAGGAAGGACCUCCGGAAUGUCUUUAGCAGCCCCCAGGGCAGGGUGCUGCCCGUGGACAAUGCCCAGCCGCUGGAGAAGCUAGUGCAGCCCUUCAGUAGCACCGGGCUGGGGCAGAGGGUCCAUCCUCCUCCAGAGGGAGUUGCAAGUCCCAAGCACGGCCCCAUGAGAAGGCAGGUGACAGGGGCUGCCUCUUCCCCCUCUUCCACCACCUCCUCCUCUACAGAUGAAGAAUUUGAUCCCCAGUCUUCCUUGUGGUCAAAGGAGAGGAAGACACUUAGAAGAAGAAGGAAGCUGGAAAAAGCAACAAAACAAUUGGUUAAGCAAGAAGAAUUGAAAAGACUUCAUAAAGCUCAGGCCAUCCAGAGGCAGCUGGAGGAGGUGGAGGAGCGGCAGAGGGCUUCUGAGAUCCAGGGCGUGAGGCUGGAGAAGGCUCUCAGAGGAGAAGCAGAUUCAGACACACAGGAUGAAGCACAGCUUUUGCAGGAAUGGUUUAAGCUGGUUCUGGAGAAGAAUAAAUUAAUGCGAUACGAGUCGGAGCUACUGAUCAUGGCCCAAGAACUGGAAUUAGAAGAUCAUCAAAGCAGACUGGAGCAGAAAUUAAGAGAGAAAAUGCUCAAGGAGGAGAGCCAGAAAAACGAGAAUGAUCUUAAUGAGGAGCAAAAAAUAUUCACCGAGAUGAUGCAAGUGAUUGAGCAAAGGGACAAACUGGUGGAUUCCUUAGAGGAACAACGCAUCAAAGAGAAGGCUGAAGACCAGCACUUUGAAAGCUUCAUAUUCUCCCAGGGCUGUCAGCUGAGCAGGACGUGAGCAGGCCUGGGGGCCUCUCCCUGGAAGCAAGCCGAGGACCAAUCAGACCAGUACACCUCACACGUGCCUAGUUCCUUUUGCAGAAUUUGUCAUACCUGGAACUUAAGUUAUAUCAUACUGCAAUAUUUUUUUUAAUUACAAUUCUCUCAUGUACUACAGCUGCCCAAGAUCCUUCCAGAGAUUAUAACGAAGAAAAUACAAAGACUCUUGAAAUUGGCAGUCAACUUCAGCAGGUCUCUCUGCCUGGAGGUGACCUUGGCAGGCGACCAGCAUUGUUUUCCCUAGAAAGUGACACAGAGGUAGACUUUCCUGCUGCUUUUAUCAUUUAUCCUCCCAAUUCAUUAAGUUACACAUCUUAAGAUUUUUAAGAAGCUGCCUUUUCAUUAACUAUAUCCCUAUUUGCCUUUUUUGCAUGGAUGAUCGGUGUCCAAAUGUCAGGAAGCAGCAGCAGCAGUUUAAAGAUCAGGUUAAUAUUUAAAUUGUGUUUCCAGAGAAAGAGGAGAAACCUUGAGAUUACUGAUUACAUAAAACAAAUAACUCAUAUAGCAGGUGUUAAUUCAAUCCAGGGUGAAUUUAAUUUACCAGGUGUAUUUAUAAGCCUUAAUAUAAUAUACAUAAGCAAUGAGAGUUGAAUAGAACAUUUGAGCCUUAAUUUUACUUAAAAAAAGAAGAAAGAAAAAGGGAAAUAAAACUUGAACUUCAUACCAGCAGGAUUGUUCAUUUUCACCAAAUACUGUUGGCUUAGAAAUGCUUUUUGUUCUCAGAACACUAUCCUUAUGGCCCCUGGAACAUACUGAAAAGCAUUUUUAGAAAAUGAAUGAUUUUGAAGUGCUUUGUUAUAACUGUUGGUAAUGGCAAAAAGGGAAACUCUUGCAUUUGUUGAUAAAAUAUUGGUGAGAUUGGUGCUGUUGCUAAAAUUGAACACACUGGUGACCCAAGACCAGGGAUGCUUCCGUGGUGGUCUCCUCAGGUCCAGACAAAGACGUGUCUCUGAGACUCUCUCCAGGCAUUGCUCAGGGACUCCACGGGACAAGGACAAACCACUUCUGACUCCAAAGCGGUGCUGAGUGCAGUGACCCCAUUUACCAAAUCCCAAAUUGGGUCAUGGAAUUUUUAUGACAUUUUCAGUGUGAAAGGAAAGCUGGGAGCCAGAGUUGGUGCACUGACAUGGGAUUCCUGGGAUGUUUCGAUGGUUCAUAUGGGAACCAAGGAAAAGAUUUUCAAUGGUGAUCGGUCGUCGUAAAGUAUUUGACUGUUUUCCCUCAGUGGGAUUCUUUGGAGAUUCAGUCUGUCAUUGACGAGAGCAGACUGUAGACCUCUUUGUUGGGUGUUUGGCCUCUCUCGUUUCUGCAAGUGUUUAAUUAAAUAUGUUGUUGGACAGAAGGUGCUUUGCCACAGUUGGCUUUGGGGGGAGACCUCACUUUCCUCAGAAGAAGUUGACCCAUGAACCGCUUCUGUCUGAGAUGCUGUCUGUGGGCACCAAUCGGGCCAGCUGACAAGCCAGAAGUUAGAAGUGUGACUGGAUUUCCCGAGUCAGCCAACGUUUUGGGUGGUAUUAAAAUGCAGCCUUUCCAUGGGAUACCAAGUUCUGAAGGUUGGAGGUCUUUUUUCUUUUCUUUCUUUUUUUCUUUUCUUUUUUUUUUUUUUUAUUAAGAAUCAGGUGUUGUAGUGCCUGAAUUCUAUUAUUAGGAAACAUGUACAAGCAUCUUUCUAUCUAUGAAAACUGUGCCACAUAUGGCUAUUUAUCUAUUUUUAUUUAUUUGUAUAUUUGGUAGAAAUUGCUAAUAUGGUUUCCUCAGAAUUCUGGUUUUCCUGUGUUAUAAUUUGGAGAAGACCUAUUAGCACUAAGAUAUUGGUAUAUAAGCUAUUUAUCCUACAAAUAACCCAGAUGUUUGGGACAGUGAGUUGUAUAGUAUUAAAGAUUUAUGGAGAUUGUCAAAAUAAUAUUUUCAGCAGUCAGGCAUUUUGAGAUAAGACUACAGAUUUCAAGAAUGUUAACUCAUUUUAAGGAAGAGAUAUAUAACCUCAGUUUUCAGUCUAGAAUAUGUAGAAAUAUUCAAGCCCAGUCUUUUCGGUCAGUUAUAUACAGGUGCAUUAUUUGGGGCUUGCAUACAUUUGACAGAUGAUGCUCAAAUGUGUAGUGUCUGGGUUGCUAUUAUGCAAAAGAAUUAAUUGCCACUUAUUUUAAUUUGUUCCAUUUCCAUCUAAAAGAAAGAUUCUCCCAAGAGGGCCAAGAAAGAAGGUAGUUCUAGGCCCUAGUAGUCUGUUAAUAGAUGAGAGAAGACCUUGCUCACUGUCUUUUCCAAAGACUACGUUCUCUGGUUCCAGGCUGAGUCUUAUCUGGCCAAGUUAAAACAUACACCUCAUACUUACCAGCCUUCUACUUACACCAGCUUUCAGUUUUACUAGUACAUAAAAAUCGUUUCAAUGAUCGUUUCCAAAAGGACACAAAUAUUAUGGCCGUUGAACUAUUUUAAAUGAUUUCAUUCCUUAUUCACAAUAGAGAAUGUUCCAAGACCCUCAAAAUGUACAAUACUGUACAUUUUAAAGACAGUUUCUUUGUAUGCAAUAUGAGUAGGAUGAUGAUGAAAACAGAGCCUUCGCUGUCCCAUAAAAGAACACUUGUGAUCAAGGCAGAACAAUUUAGAACCCUGAAGGAGACAUGAAGCCCCAGCCUCAGGUCAUGUUUCAUAGUC